This is a messenger RNA of Onthophagus taurus, 1681 nucleotides long. Its product is annotated as ubiquinone biosynthesis protein COQ6, mitochondrial. NCBI's taxonomy places the organism in Eukaryota, Metazoa, Arthropoda, Insecta, Coleoptera, Scarabaeidae. Gene Ontology annotation, molecular function: oxidoreductase activity, acting on paired donors, with incorporation or reduction of molecular oxygen; FAD binding. The record is from RefSeq and is a predicted model, not a curated record. Gene Ontology annotation, cellular component: mitochondrion. Gene Ontology annotation, biological process: ubiquinone biosynthetic process.
GAUUUCUCAAAAAUCAAUUUCGACUACGUCGCCAUCUACACGCAAUCUUAAUAACUUUCAAAUUCGACGUUAAAACAGAAUUCUACUUAAUUUAUUUAUAUUGUCAAAAACAACAUAACCUCAACAUAUCAAGUUUAAUAAUUUAAACUAAUUUGCUUCUUAAAACUACAUUCAAAAACAAUGUAUUCGCCAAAAAUGUUAAAUUUUUAUCGUCAAUUUCUUGCAACGAGAAAUACUUCAUUUUUUACGAUGAAAAAUUUAUCUACAUCAACUGAAAAUCAUUAUGAUAUAAUAAUAGCCGGUGGUGGAAUGGUUGGAACAACUUUGGCAUGUACUUUAGGUAAAAAUCCGAAAUUGUCAAAUAAUAAGGUGCUUCUUCUCGAAGGUUCCAAAGAAAUCAAAUACACACCUUCAGAAAAAUAUAGUAAUCGAGUGGUUGCCUUGAAUCCAAGUACAAAAAGCUUGUUAACUAGAAUUGGGGCUUGGAAACGAAUUGAAAGUGUCCGAUAUGGACCUGUCUGUAAAUUACAAGUUUGGGAUGCCUUAUCAGACUCAAUGAUUGAGUUUGAGGAGGAUGAUAUGAAAAAAGAAGUAGCUUUUAUUGUUGAGAAUAAUUUAUUGUUACAUGCUGUUAUGGAAGAAACAAAAUCAUUGCCUAACAUUAAUAUAAUUAAUGAAGCUAAAGUAAAAAAAUGUAACUUAGGUAUGAACAUUGAUGAUUUGGUUUGUGUGGAAUUAGAAUCAGGAAAGAGUUUUACUUGUGAUUUAUUGUUAGGUUGUGAUGGUGCUAACUCCAAAGUAAGAGAAGCUAUGGGCAUACAAUACGUUUCAUGGAAUUAUAACCAAAUGGGAUUAGUCGCAACAUUACAAUUAUCCGAGACAACCGACCAAAACACAAUAGCUUGGCAAAGAUUUUUACCAACAGGACCAGUAGCUUUAUUACCAUUAAACUCAAAACAAAGCUCUUUAGUUUGGUCAAAUACACCAGAAAAUGUUAAACAUCUUCUCAAACUUCCAAACGAUCAAUUUAUAGAUGAACUCAAUAGUGCUUUGUUUAAAACGUUUCAAAGAAAUAAUAUUGUUCAAGAAGCUAACAAAAUCUUAGACACAUUCUUUAAGCUCAUAAAUUUGCCGCCAAAUUGUAUGAGACAAUUACCUCCGAGUGUUUGUGAUGUCGUGGAAGGAUCGAGGGCUGCUUUUCCGUUGGGAUUCGGUCACGCGGCAAAUUACGUCGGUAAAAACGUUGCUUUAGUGGGAGAUGCUGCUCACCGAGUGCACCCCCUUGGAGGUCAAGGUGUCAAUUUAGGAUUCGGCGAUGUGGAAUGUUUGAAUGAAAUUCUAAGCGAAGCCGUUUAUUCGGGAAGAAAAUUAGGUAGUUUACUUGAUUUAAAAGAAUAUGAGACAAAGAGGCAAAGACAUAAUGUGCCUACAAUGUUAGCUUUGGAUGGGUUACAAAAAUUGUAUUCUACUGAAGCGGCACCUGCGGUACUUCUGAGAAGUUUGGGCCUACAAAUUACUCACGCCUUGUCUCCUAUUAAAAGAGCUAUUAUUCAACAAGCCGCUCAUUAGAAAAUAAUUACUCAAGGAAGUGGUAAUCGCUCUUAUUUGUUAUAUAGAUAAUUUAAUUAGAAUUACAAUAAAUUUGUACUUAACUAAAAUAUUUUAUAUGUGAGUUGUUGAA